Molecule: messenger RNA, 458 nt
Organism: Gloeophyllum trabeum ATCC 11539
Lineage: Eukaryota; Fungi; Basidiomycota; Agaricomycetes; Gloeophyllales; Gloeophyllaceae
Exons: 3
Molecular function (GO): protein binding
Source: RefSeq, a predicted model, not a curated record
CCAACGUCUUCUUCACUCUCUUUCACUGGUGUGCCGACGACAAAGCCAACAUGCCUAGCGCUCGCAGGACCCGAAGUAAGCGGGGAAUAGAGGCGAACCAGGAAGCGUCGUCCCGUCCGGGCAAGAAACCAAGGAAAUCAGCAGCAAUACAAGAGACCGGGAAAGCUGAACAUGCUGACCUUGUCCAUGGAGAGCUCACUUCUUCGCUCGACCGCCUGCCUGAACUGCCAAUUGAUGUGCUCUACGAGAUUUUCGGCCAUCUCGCUCCGGAAGACCUACUGCGCUUGGCAAGGUCAAACAAGUCCUUCAGGAACUUGCUGCUGAGCCGUUCCUCCGCAGUGGCUUGGAGGACGGCUCGUCACAAUGCCCCGGCACUUCCCAACUGUCCGCCUUACUUAAGUGAACCUAAAUAUGCAAGCCUCAUGUUCGAGUCCCAUUGCUAUAAUUGUGGCGUGGAU